Messenger RNA from Akanthomyces muscarius, 1644 nucleotides. RefSeq lists its product as uncharacterized. The coding region runs from base 1 to 1644 and encodes 547 amino acids. Lineage: Eukaryota; Fungi; Ascomycota; Sordariomycetes; Hypocreales; Cordycipitaceae. The transcript has 5 exons. The record is from RefSeq and is a predicted model, not a curated record.
AUGACUACUACAUCGUGGGAGUUGAUCGCUAUCGAUCACCAACAAACACGCGCCGCAGCAAUACCCUCAAAAUGGCUCCUGUCGCCGAUUCAUGUUCAAGAGCUCAAGAGGUCAACUACUCGGAUCGUUGACUUGCUGCCAGGCCUGCUGCCGAAACCGGUGGUCGAUAUCACGGCCCUGGGCGCAGCAGAGUUGGCAGCCAAGAUCAAAGAUAGGCACUACACAUGCGUGGAAGUGACCGAGGCUUUCUGCCAACGUGCAGCAGUUGCGCAGCAGCUGUCAAACUGCCUCACCGAAAUCUUUUUUGAGGAAGCUCUCGAACAAGCCCGGCAACUUGACCACGUACUCGAGGCUACAGGGAUGCCUGUUGGUCCAUUGCACGGAGUGCCAGUAUCAGUCAAGGACCAUUAUAAUGUCAAAGGUCAUCUCACUACUGCCGGAUAUAUUUCGUAUGGCGGCCAAGCAGUCAAAGACAAGGAUGCCCAUAUUGUGGAGAUUAUGCGCAAUGCAGGAGCCGUUUUGUACGUGAAAACGAACAACCCGCAGUGUAUGAUGGUUCUCGAGACGGUGAGUAAUAUAUAUGGUCGAACCCUCAACCCCUGGAACACCACUCUCGCGGCUGGAGGUUCGAGCGGCGGCGAGGCUUCGCUUAUCGCCCAGCACGGAUCGCCCCUAGGCAUUGCAUCAGACGUCGGUGGCUCCAUCAGGGUUCCAGCCGCGUUUUGUGGUCUUUACGGUUUCAAGCCGUCCGGAAAACGAGUUCCUACUUCGGGAUGGGAAUGUACAAUGGCCGGUGCAGAGUCCAUCACGGCAGUCUCGGGCCCGAUUGCUCGUAGCGUACAAGACUUGGAGCUUUUCAUGCAAGUCACGCUCGAUGCAAAACCAUGGCUGAGAGAUCCGCUCCUUGCGCUGCCAUGGCAAUCACAGACGAAGCGUCUCGAGACGAAGAAACUGACAGUCGGUGUGAUGCUUUGGGAUGAAGUGGUGACGCCGCAUCCCUAUAUCACGAGAGUUUUGAGGGCAACUGCUCAAAAGCUGAAGGAGGCCGGACAUGAAGUCUUCGAUUUUGCGCCGUAUGACCACAAGCGUGCUUGGGACGAUAUUCUGCUUCCCCUGUACUUCACCGACGGUGGCUUGGACAUUAAGCAGACCCUUGCUGCUGGAAAUGAACCAAUGCUGCCAUCCGCUGAGAGGCUCAUCUCCGAUCCAAUCGUGAAGCGGCGCUCGGUCAAUGAGGUCUGGAAGCUCCACGUGGAUCGCGAUGUAUACCGAUCGGAAUACCUGUCAAAGUGGGCGGCCACAGCCGAAGCGAGCAAGUCGGGCAUGCCGAUGGAUGUACUGCUCUGCCCCGCUGCGCCGCUCCAAGGCACGCCUCAUGAUGUUAAGCCCUGGUGGGGAUACUGCUCGCAGUGGAAUCUUUUGGAUUAUCCCAGCGGCGUGCUUCCUGCGGGAACAGUACUGAGAGAUGAUGCGUAUGCGGAGGGGUAUCAGCCCGUCAAUGAUCUCGACAGGGAGAAUGUUGAACUCUACGAUAACAGUGUUUAUCUGGGUAUGCCGGUGGCUAUCCAGGUUGUGGCUUUGACACAUCAGGAUGAAGCGCUCAUGGGCGCAAUGGCUGUAAUUGACAAAUUGAUAAAUGGCUAA